GUAGGCACUUUCAACAGAGAAAACGAGUUACGCUCAACCACUAUUUUCCCAGAGUUUGGGUGACUGUGGCUGCCGGGGCAUGCUUCACGGAUGGCCGACAAUGUUGUGGUUCCUUUGUGAGUCUCUCCUCAGUGCGCGGUGCUCUCGUGCUCUCUCCUCUGGCUGAGGUUCGCUGCAGAUGUGGCUUCUCAAUAGGGCUUAUUGUAGCCGCUGUGCUGUAGACGCGCGGAAUCUGCGCGAGCAGCGCACUGAAUACGAUCACGUAGAGCAGAGCGGAGGGAAAAGACGUCUGAAGCGCAGGGAUGCUUCUUUUUAAUAUCUUUCCUUGACUUAUUCGGGAAGAGCGCGGCUACUACGUGAGCUCUUGUUUUCACAAGAACAUUUACAAUGUAUGAGCACGUCAAGGACCAGGAGGAAAAGGUUUGAGAGCUUCAUCUACAAUCAUCAUUCAUUCCAGUGGUCUCGCUCAUCAAUCACUGGUUGGACUGUCUGCUCUACCCUUCUACCCGAGCCAGUGCUGAGGGUGGUGCACAGCUUUCCAUGAUCCACAUCUAAGCUUCAAGAUCUCUGGCACCCAUUCAUUACAGAGGAGUUUAUUUUUUUCCUUUUUUUCUUCCUUACGUCCUUUCAUCCAAAUGAUGCAGAGGGGCUCUGCAAUGUGGAGUGGACUGAGUGUAAUGACUAUGCUGUUGUUAGCCCAGUGGGACGUGGGCUGCUGGGGAAUGACUCUGAACUCAGUCCCUCUCCGUCCUGCUUCUCAAAGGCCCAUCAUGGCUAAUGUGGGAGCUCCACUUCACAGACACAAGCGCAACUGGGUGUGGAACCAAUUCUUCGUCCUGGAGGAGUACACAGGAGAUGAUCCUCUAUAUGUUGGCAAGCUUCACUCUGACGUGGACAAAGGUGAUGGGAAAGUCAAAUAUGUGCUCAAUGGUGAGGGGGCAACCUCCAUUUUCACCAUAGAUGAGAACACAGGUGACAUACAUGCCACUAAGCGUCUGGAUCGGGAGGAGCAGGCCUACUACACACUUCGAGCUCAGGCCCGAGACCGCGCCACCAACCUGCCAGUUGAACCAGAGUCAGAAUUUGUGAUCAAAGUGCAGGAUAUUAAUGACAACGAGCCAAAGUUUCUGGAUGGACCAUACCAUGCACAAGUAGCAGAAAUGUCUCCUGUUGGCACGUCGGUGGUUGAGGUUAAGGCGACUGAUGCAGAUGACCCCACAUAUGGAAACAGUGCCAGAGUUAUCUACAGCAUCCUUGAGGGACAACCCUAUUUCUCAGUGGAACCAAAGACAGGCAUUGUGAGGACAGCUCUGCCCAACAUGGACCGAGAAGCACGGGACCAGUAUCUUCUGGUGAUCCAGGCCAAAGACAUGGUGGGUCAGAUGGGAGGGCUCUCAGGAACCACAACAGUAACGGUCACACUGAUGGACGUUAAUGACAACCCUCCCCGCUUCUCACGGAAAUCCUAUCAGUUUGCUGUGCCUGAAUCCCUGCCUGUGGCUUCGGUGGUGGCCAAGAUAAAAGCCUUGGAUUCUGACAUCGGACCAAAUGCUGAGAUGGACUACAGAAUUAUAGAGGGCGAUGGCCUUGGGGUGUUCAGGGUUGGACCAGACAAAGAUACCCAGGAAGGAGUCAUAACUCUGCAGAAGAAUCUCGACUUUGAGACAAAGUCAACCUACACUCUGAAAAUUGAGGCAUCCAACAGGAACAUAGACCCACAGUUCUUGUCUCAAGGACCGUUCAGUGAUACGGCAAUGGUGAGGGUGACUGUGGAGAAUGUAGAUGAGCCUCCCAUUUUCUCCUCUCCGCUUAGUAAAAUGGUGGUCUCAGAAGCCGCUAAAGUGGGAACCAUCAUAGGAACUGUCUCUGCUGUGGACCCUGACUCCACCAAUAGCCCCAUUAGGUAUUCAAUAGACAGAAACACGGACUUGGAGCGAUUUUUCAACAUAGAGGCAGCCACAGGGGUCAUCAUUACAGCUAAACCAUUAGACAGAGAAGCCAAUGCCGUACACAACAUCACCAUCCUGGCUAUUGAAAGUUUGGAUCCGUCACAGGUGGGGAAAGGCGUGGCUCUGAUCACAGUGAUGGACAUUAAUGACAACGCACCAGUCUUUGCCAUAGAGUAUGAAACUUUCCUGUGUGAAAGUGCUGGACCAGGACAGGUCAUUGAAACCAUAAGUGCAGUGGAUAAAGAUGAACCGCUGAGCGGACAUCGCUUCUUCUUCUCUCUCACUGCAGAGACAGCUGGAAACAUGAACUUCACCCUCAGAGACAAUAAAGACAAUACCGCUUCUAUCCUGACUAAGCGGAGUGGUUUUCAGAGGAGGGAACAAGCUAUGUAUCAACUGCCUGUGUUGAUAGUGGACAGCGGCACCCCUGCCCUUAGCAGCACUAACACACUGUCUAUAAGAGUGUGUGACUGUGACUCUGUAGGGACUCCACAGUCAUGCGGCACUGAAGCCUUCAUGCUGUCAGCUGGACUCAGCACCGGAGCUCUCAUUGCUAUCCUGGCCUGUAUCAUCACCUUGCUUGUUCUGGUGCUGCUGAUCGUGACGAUGAGGAGGAGGAAGAAGGAACCUCUGAUCCUGGAUGAAGACCGAGAUGUGCGGGAGAACAUUGUGCGCUACGACGAUGAAGGUGGAGGUGAGGAAGACACAGAGGCUUUUGACAUGGUGGCGUUGCGAAACCUCAACAUAGUGAGGGACAGCAAAGCUCGGAGAGACGUCACCCCGGAGUUGCCCACUCUUUACUGCUCCCGCCCUCCCCCUUACAAAAUCACCCCCGACAACGGGAUCUUCCGGGAGUUUAUAUGGGACCGCCUAAAGGAUGCAGAUAUCGAUCUUUCCGCCCCUCCCUAUGACUCCCUGCAGACAUAUGCCUUUGAGGGCAGCGGCUCAGUGGCGGAGUCCCUCAGCUCACUGGACUCCCUGAGCACAGAAUCAGAGCAGAACUAUGACUAUCUGAGCGAAUGGGGACCACGCUUCAAGAAGUUAGCAGAUCUGUACGGCCAUGGCGACAGCAGCAAUAUAUUCUCCUAGCCGGGAUUAACAUUCCUGACAAGGUCUGCUCAAUCAAGGGCCUAAUGGAAAUUAACAAUGAUCAAGAGAGCAUCACUGAUUCGUUGUUGCUUGAAAGAAGAGGGGAGGAAAAAAAGGGAACAUUUAAUGCGCGGGGGGACAUAUAUCUGUGGAGAGCAGCAAUUUUGUUAAAGAACAGACAGUGGAGAUUCAGCUCUGAAGCACUUCUAUUUAAAAUAUCCAUUCGAAGCCAAGUCUAGACUUGUGGUGGGGUUGCAAAAGCUGGAGAGAGAUCGUCAGGCCCCAGAGAAUAAUGGACCUUGGGCUGCAGGGCCAUAUAAGCUGUUCCAGCAAUACCAAUUGUUUAGAAGGAACAUUUGAAGUGCUCUCCCCAUGGUUAUAAAUGAGUACAGUGCCAUCCAGCUAGCCAUACAGCACUGACGCUUGAAAGAUCAAUGUUCCUGUUCCAUCAGAUGUUUCUAUGACUCAUGGAUUCUUUGUAGGAAAAACAGUCAGUAUGACUUCAGCAACUGAGAACACCAAUAUCUUUUCCAAAUAUAUCACCUAGAGAGAAACUGCAACAGUUGCUUUGUAAAAUAUCCUUUAUGCAUAGUUUCACAUCUUUUAUCAGGCCUUAUUUCCACAUGAAAUUGCCGCCAAGGCACAUUGAAAUAUCCUGCAGUUAUGCUGACCAAAAUACAAGUCAAACUCGUAGUGAAUAGGCUUUGAUGUAUUGAGAAGGACAGGCCCGAGUGGAUUUAAUCAUAGAAAAUGUAUAGUACUUGCAUUUUAGUUGAGGCUGUCAACCUGAGGUAUUUUGAGAUGUUAUUUUGUAAGUUUGUAGAGAGAACCCUUAUGACAGUGAGGGGUUUUAAAGGGAAGUAAUUUGUAUUAAGCAGAUUCCUUUCUUGGAAACCUCAAUGACAAACUCAAAGCAGCAAAAUGUUUUUGUAGUUCUCUAUGCUGUCCAGUGUACAGUUUUUGCAGUGGUUCUUGCUGAAUGUUGUGAGAAAAAAAAAAGUUUUGUUUUUAUUUUAUUUUUAAAAAGCAGGCCUAUUGUUGAUAUGAGUUUGAGUGGCAAACUGUAUGGGGAAAAAAAGAAUGUAAAGAAAUUAUCAUUAAUAAUAUAACUGGUGAUGUGUGAACCAGUGUAUAAGAUAAGGACAACACAGAACUUAUAAUACAGUAUAUUAUCAAUGUUUAACUGUUGUCCAACAGGUAAUUAUGAUUUCGAAUUGUAAUGACAUAUAAUUACAGUAUCAGUCUACGGUAUUAUACACAUGCUAAAUUCUAAAUCUGGGAAGACAUUUUGUACAGAUUUUGUAAUAAAGCAAAUUUCAUCACACAGCUUGGUGUGACCACUUCCUGAUGACUGCUGUCAUUCAUUCGGACAGCCAGACGAAGCAUAUUUUGAUCUGUGCCGAAUGUGGAGGACUAACUGCUAAAUUGCCUGCUUAUGUUUGUGGAACAGGGUGGUUUGCACACACAGACAUGAUGUGUAAUCAAGGCCAGAAUAGAGAGCCAACAGGGCCUUGAGUUUGAUGAAUGACACAAGGCUUGUCAGAGCAUUUAAAAGGCCUCGGCUAAAUUAGCCUCUGUGAAAAGAGAUUGAUGAUUCUGUUAGGGAAUGCAAACAUACAUCCAGAAAUACGAUCACACAUCUAAACACAGGCAGACAUGGUGUGCGACACCAUGGCUGGACAUAAAGCUUUGCCUAUAAAUUGUCAUGCCCAGGCCAGUUAGAACCAUGCAGUGAGCCAGCUCAAACCAAGACUUGUUUGUCUGAAACUCAUACAGAGCUUGAUGCAUUAGCAUGGCAGUCUUUCCACAAACUCCCAUUGCAGUCUGGCCUACACUCAAUCAGAGUGUGAUACAGCUGAGUCAUGAAACAUGUUCCAUUUUGUUUUCUUACCAGUAAAUGUUGGCACUUGGAUGUACACUGUAAACUGUUUUUUUCAGACUGUAUAAAUGUUUGGUGAUGGAAUCUCAAUAGUUUUAUUUGUGUUCAAGCAAUGCACAAUGACAUAAAGCAUAAAUACUGGGUGCAGAAAUCAGUCCCUCACUUUUCACCAGCAUCAUGACAAUACAUUUCAUACUGACUCAGUAUCAAUAUGUGAAAGGGCUUGUGGCCAAAAAUAACAUAAAAAUAUGUCAUUGAAAUGGACAAAAAAAAAAGCCCUGAAAUGUGAAAAUGUGGGAAAAUGCCACUGUAAUGAAUGUCUUUGUCAUCUGUAACCUCUGAUAUAUUUCUUAAUAUUCUAUUCUGUGCCUAGUUAUGCACACAUUGCACAAAAUGAGUUGAUCUUGAUUUAACUGUAACGUUAACUGUCUAAUUAUUAAAAAUUGAUUUUAAAUUUAAAAAUUUAUUUUAAAUAAUUGAUUAAAUUGAAUUAUUUGACAUGACAUAACACACAGUAUAUUUUAUAGGGUUAGAAAAAAAUACGCCCUAAAAGUAUGUCCAUAUUAUAUUAAAUAUUCUCCAAGGGACAAAUAUUGCCCUUAAAAGGAAAGUUCACCCAAAAAUUAAAAUGACCCCAUCAUUUACUCACCCUCAUGCCGUCCCAGAUGUGUAUGACUUUCUUUCUUCUGCUGAACACAUACAAAGAUUUUUAGAAGAAUAUUUCCUCACAAUGCAAGUGAAUGGAUACCAAAAUGAUGAUACUCCAAAAAGCACAUAAAGGCAGUAUAAAAGUAAUCCAUAAGAAUCCAGUGGUCAUAUCAUGUUCAGAAGCGAUAUGAUAGGUGUCAUAUUUUUAUAUUCAAAUAAAGUCUAUUUUUACUUUAAAUUCUCCUCCCUGCCCAGUAGGUGGCGAUAUGUAAGAAAAAUGUUUCUUAAAUAUUAAUCUGUUUCUCACCCACACCUAUCAUAUCACUUCUAAAGAUAUGGAUUUAACCACUGGAGUCUUAUGGAUUUCUUUUAUGAUGCAUUUAUGUGUGCAUUGUGUGGACCUACAGAGCUGAAAUAUUCUUCUAAAAAUAUUUGUUUGUGUUCAGAAGAAGAAAAAAAGUCAUACACAUCUGGGAUGGCAUGAGGGAGAUCAUUUUCAUUUUUAGGUGAACUAUCCCAUUAAUGGAAAUGUUAAAUUGUGACUGUCAUAUGGUUAUGCUUGUCAAAGUCAGAGAUAGAAGUUUAAAAUCAGAAGUGUGCAUUUGAAAAGUGGUAUUUAUUGAACUAUAUGACUUUUUAAUGAAUCACAUGGGAUAUUUUGUCUUUUGUCCAGUCUGUGUUUUUAAAGUUGUCAUUUUACCCUGCUGAUGACAGAUUUGGCUUUUAACUCCUGUAAUAACAUAUCCUUUUGUUUGUUUGUCUGACCAAAGGUAACAGAGACUGAGAAUACUGUCUGUGAUCAUUAGAUGGAAGCUGCUAUCCUAAAGCAAAUGCAAUUAUUUGUUAACUGGCUUGCUAAAUGAAAACUAAAAGGGCAAUUGGAAUCUCAUUUGACUUGGCACUAAGUAAUAAUAAAUACAGUUUUAAUUAAGCAAGUCACUGCAGCGAGCAGAUAAUGCAAACAAAGGAAGAUGGGGUCGGCCCAUCAUUGUUCUCUUUACAGACAUGAGACACUAUAACACAUAUAUUAGAGGAACUGGAAAUCAAUAUAGCAGAUUAUUUUAAGGAUUGACAUGCAUUUAUGACUUUGAUUCUGUUUCCUGAACUGGCUGUGUUUGGUUUGUGAUUAUGAAAAUUCUUCAGCCCUCCUGGCAAAUGAUCUCAUAAAGCACAUGAUAUGAAUGCUGGGCUGAUUACAGUUGGCUGGUAAUUUGAUUACUAAAAGCAAUUGAGUUCAAUAAAACAUACAUACUGUAUACUGGUGAUGUUUUGCUUUGACAAAAUCAAUCUUUCACUUCUCAAGAUCUUAAAGGUAUACAGUAAUUCAUCCAAAAUGAAUAUUCCCUUAUGACUUUGUUUCUUCUGUGGAAUACAAAAGGAAAUUAUAUAUACAGUUGUGGCCAAAAAUAUUGGCACCCUUGGUAAAUAUGAGCAAAGAAGGCUGUGAAAAAAAAAAUCUACAUUGUUUAUCCUUUUGAUCUUUCAUUAAAAAAUGCACAAAAAUCGAACCUUUAAUUGAAGUAGAACAAUUGAAAG
Molecule: messenger RNA, 7101 nt
Organism: Myxocyprinus asiaticus (Chinese sucker)
Lineage: Eukaryota; Metazoa; Chordata; Actinopteri; Cypriniformes; Catostomidae
Product: cadherin-7-like
Exons: 12
Coding region: 636-3038 (800 amino acids)
Biological process (GO): homophilic cell-cell adhesion; cell morphogenesis; cell-cell junction assembly
Cellular component (GO): catenin complex; adherens junction; plasma membrane
Molecular function (GO): calcium ion binding; cadherin binding
Source: RefSeq, a predicted model, not a curated record